AUGCCUACUCUUGGAUUUAAUAAUGGUAAUACUAAUCAGUCUUACAUGAAAAUAGAUAUGUCCAACAAUUUUGUUGGGCUAUCGACUAUUGACUCAACAGUGGUCUACUUUACAGCACAAAGCUUAUGGAUUUUCAAAUGUCACAGAGAAAAUGAGACACCUUCUCAUUAUGGGACUGUUCUGAAUGUCCAUCAACAACAGAUGUCACCAGGUGAUGGUUAUGGGAGUAGCACCACUGAUUCUUCUCGAACCGAAAACAUUUAUGUUCCUACAACCUCAAAUACAUCAAUGAUGAAUAAUCAAAGUUCCUGCAUCAGAUUUUUGCAAACUUUCUUGAUGUAUCUAAACUGGAUGAUGGUGAUGAAACUAAACUCAGGUUCUAAGGGAACAGUUCUGAAUGCAAUAACAAUUGCAUCCAGAUCAUCUGCAACCCCAACAAAGGCCUGA
Lactuca saligna is the source of this 447-nucleotide messenger RNA. Lineage: Eukaryota; Viridiplantae; Streptophyta; Magnoliopsida; Asterales; Asteraceae. The record is from the annotation of a GenBank genome assembly.